AUGAGCAACCAUGCCUUGGCAAACCUGCCGGUGAAGACGCUGGGCCGGUUGCUGGCGCAGCCGGGGGCUUUGAACAGCCAAGACUUUGAAGAAGCCAUGGGCGUGGCAAUGACAAAGGUGCAUGACAUGGAUGGGAAAGAUUGCAUAAGAGUUUUAGGGGCACUUAUGCAUGUGCCCAGCGCGACUCGCCCAGACUCUGCUUCCUUGCAAGCACUCGGUGCACGACUCUCCGCUGGUCUGGCGGACAUCUCCAACAACGACAUGGCUGAGUUAGCCGAGAACUUGGCAGAGGUUUCGGUGCCCGUGGCCCCGGUCUUCGCACGGCUCUCUGCAGCCUUCAGCCUGCGCGUGUCUGGCGCCUCGGCACCACAGCUGACAAAGGUGGCGUCAGCCUUUGCCCGAGCCCGGCUGGCUGAUCGCCGGCUCUUCCCGCGCAUGGCGCAGGGCGCGCUGAAGCAGCUCCACGUGUUUUCGCCGCCGGAUCUUUCUUCCUUUGUCUCGGCCUUCGCUGCAGUGGGCCUCUGCCAUGAGCCACUGCUCGCAGCUUCGGCAAAGGUCCUGGUGGCCUUUGGCCCCCGGCUUUCUGCCCUCGACCUGGCCCUCGUGGCCUUCGCCUACGCACAGUUCUUCCUGGUUUUUCCAGGUGUGACUUCCAUGCUCCAGGCUCGGUUGCCUGAGUGUGCCCACGAGCUGCCUUUGGAGAGGCUGGCCGAGCUCACCGUGUCCUGCGCAAGGCUGGAUGUGAAGUCGCCUGAGCUUCAAGCGGCCCUGGCGCGGAACUUGCAGCUCGGCCCUCUCAGUGACGAGCUCUUUGGCCAGGUCUGCGGCCUUGUUGGGCUUGGCUUCCUCACCGCGGCUGCGGUCGCAAAUGGCAACAGAGCUCACGCUCAAGGUGUGUGGUGGUUGCUGGACCUGCUCGAAUCCCUGGGACUGGCAGCCGAGGACGCACGCCUUGAGAGGGGUGGUGCUGUUGCCGAGUUUUGGGGCAGUGCGCUGGGCGCCCUGUUCCCAGCUUUGCAGGGCUUUUUCCCGGUGUUGAGCCCAACGGAAAUAGCCACAGCCUACCGGGCCUUGAGGCAGCUGCCGCCGUGUUUGGUGCGGGCCAUGCCCAAUAGCCCCUGCUGGCAGGCGCACGAGCAGCUGGCACUUCGCUGUCUGAGCCUUGCCAGCGUGGAGGCUUUUGACUUCCAGCUCCAAACCUCUCUGCUCUAUUCCCAGCUAUGCUUGUACCCUGAGCUUUGGUCGAAUGGCAACGAGGGGGCCUCCCUCACAAACCCCACCUGGGCACCGUUUCUCACAAGCUUCACGGCCUCGUCCGCAGCCUGGCAGCAGAUGGAGCCACCGGCAGAGAUGGAGCCCAGGACAGCAGAGCAGGCAGCUGCACUGCAGCUCUUAUGGAAGCCUGAAAACUUGGAAAAGGCCAGCAAGGCUGAGCAUCGAAAUCGCCCGGUGGCCCUUGAACUCCAGGAGUACAUUCGCGCCUCGAGUGCCGGGGCGGCGGUAGAAGGCCCCUUGUGGGAAGGGCCAUGUGAGAUCCACGCGGCCGUCGGCACCUUGGCCUUCUGCCUCAUGCCAGAGGAGGCCUACUUCAAGCUCGGCCGCCAGGAGUCAUUCUCCCAAGACCUGGAUGAAGAGAAGGGGGAGCUUUGCCACGAGAUGGCAGCACAGCUUCAUUUGUUGAGGGCGCGCGGUUGGCACGUCAAAGCCCUAUCGUUCCAUACCUGGCGUCGGCUGGGGCGGAGUCAGAGGCAGGGCAGAGCCAACCGGUAUCCUUCUAAGCCUCUGGUGUGA
Symbiodinium natans is the source of this 1791-nucleotide messenger RNA. NCBI's taxonomy places the organism in Eukaryota, Dinophyceae, Suessiales, Symbiodiniaceae. The record is from the annotation of a GenBank genome assembly.